Messenger RNA from Pimephales promelas (fathead minnow), 6593 nucleotides. RefSeq names its product BRD4 interacting chromatin remodeling complex associated protein (gene bicra). Lineage: Eukaryota; Metazoa; Chordata; Actinopteri; Cypriniformes; Leuciscidae. The record is from RefSeq and is a predicted model, not a curated record. Gene Ontology annotation, biological process: positive regulation of DNA-templated transcription. Gene Ontology annotation, cellular component: SWI/SNF complex.
CCUGCUUGUGAGAGCUGUGCUUGGGUCCUGACGCGGAGCCCGUGCAGGGCCGUACUGGAGACCCCGCGCCGCCUGCACCUCUAUCGUCUCGGUUGACAUGGAUGAUGAAGAUGGCAGGUGCUUGCUAGAUGUAAUUUGUGACCCAGAAGCACUCAAUGAUUUUCUUCAUGGAUCAGAAACACAACUGGACACUGAUGACCUUUUGGAUGGCUCAAGUGACCCGUCCAGCUCGUUCUUCUCCAGCACUGGGGGCCACAUUCCUGAGGUCCAACCACAGGUUCAGCUGUCAACAAAUGAGCCAGGCCUUCCAAGAGUCAGCGUUGAUUUGGACUUCCUGGAGGAUGAUGACAUCUUGGGGGGAUCGCCGGGAGGAGACAAUGGAAGCAAUGGUGUUGGGGCCAAUCAUGAACCCUGUGACAUUUUGCAGCAGAGUCUGGCAGAGGCUAACAUCACAGAGCAGAGCCUACAAGAGGCAGAGGCUGAGCUUGACCUUAGUUCCUUUGGGUUAACUGGCCUUACACAGGUGGUCCAACCGCUGCCUGAUGCUGGGCUGUCAGGAGUGGGCAUUGGGGGUGCUACUCAGAUUUUUCCAAACCAAGGCACCCCUACCGCACCCUCAAAUGCCACCCAAGACAUGCUCGGCUCAGUCCUGGCACAUCCAGGCCUGCAGCUUCAACCCCAAGUCAUGAACAAGGCUAUCAGCGUCCAGCCAUUCGUACAGCAAGUCGGGCUUGGAAAUGUAACCCUUCAGUCCAUUUCAAGCCUUCAGGCCUUACCGAAUGGCAGUCAGUCCGGACCGUUGGGCAUUGGACAAAUUCAAGUUGUGGGCCAACCCACCGUAAUGACUAUAAAUUCAUCUGGGCAGCAGAUUUUGACGAAAACCAUGGGUGGCUACCAACUGCAUCAACCUGGGCCUGACGCAGCAAGCGCUGGAACGCAGGCUGGGCUUGGAGGCUCUGUUUUGAGUUCAGGAGGUGGACUUUUAAUUCAAGGGGGCAAGGCCACUCUUGGGUCCCCUGCCUUAAAUGGGCCAGCUGUCAGCUUAAGCAACACAAACACCAACAACAGUGCAACCACAAUGGCCACUGCUGGUGGCAUUGUGGGUUUCGGCAAUGCCUCUCUGGGUGCAGGAAUUGGAUCUCAAACCCAGUCUCAAGGCCAAAUCAUGCAGAAUGUCAUUAUCCAGCGAACGCCAACGCCAAUUCAGCCCAAACCUCCUCAAGGGGGUUCCAUCCCACCCAAAAUCUUCAAGCCACACCAACAGCUUCCUGCCCCACACAACUUGCCAAAUGAUGCUAAUAAGGCUCUAGGGGUGCAGCAAAUCCCCGUGUCAGCUGGUCAGAAUGUAACGUUCCUCCCUGGAAAGCCUGUCUCAAAUGUAGUCUUGAGCACGCAGGCUGCAUCCCAGGGAACGCAGUUUUCUCAAGCGCUCUUAAGGCAACAAGGCCCCCAAACGUCAGGCAAACCGCUCAGUGUUCACUUGUUAAACCAACAGGGCAGCAUUGUCAUUCCCUCGCAGACUGUCCUGCAGAGUCAAAACCACCAGUUCCUCUUACCAGGGCUCCAGGCAGGAGGUCAGAUCCUGACUCAGCAUCCCGGGGGUCACAUCAUUACCAGUCAGGGGCCAGGGGGACAGCUAAUUGCUAAUCAGAUCUUGACAGCCAAUCAGAACAUCAACCUGAGUCAGGUGUUGGCCUCACAGGGUCACCCUGGUGCUGCCCAUAUUCUCUCUGGACACAUCCAGCUCCAGCCCGGUCAGAUGUUCCAAAUGCCGGUGUCACUGGCGCAAACGCAGACACAAGCCCAUCCGGUGACGGGCCACGUGCAAACGGUCAUCCAGGGCAUGCCUAUACAGAAUUCCCUGUCCAUGGAGAGCCUCAGCCCAGCAGUCAGUUUGCAGACGUUGGAGCAGUCCGGUGGCAUCCCCAAUAACGGUAGCAGUGGAUCGACAGCCAUGGCACCGUGCCAGCCAGGAGAGGGAAUCACAGUAUUGGGCGGCUCUACGGACCCUGCUGCUCACCCAGCACAGACCCAACCCCAGGCCUCGAUUCUCACGGUUCAGACGACUGCACCGGCUUCAGUAGCAGCUUCGGUUCCCUCCUCUUCGUCCCCAUCCCCCACUAUGGCCACAUCGACACCCUCAAUGGUGGGUUUGGGGUCCCAGGCCCAGCACAGCCCAGGAAAGGUGUUCACGUCACCUGGUUCCAGCAUGAUCCUUAGUCAGGAGUCCCUUCAAAUGUUCCUGCAGCAGGACCAACAGCAGCACGCAGGAAAAGACCCACCUGCUGCUGUGGGUGUACCUGCAUCUGUUAUCGUCAGCGGCAGCAGUUCUGGUGCCGCCCCUUCAGGCCAUGACAACUUCUUAGCUGAGACUCGGCAGAGGCAGAGUCCCAGCCCCUCCCUUGGCCCCGCCCACAUGGCGACAGUGGUUAACAAGACUAUAAAGAUCCAAAGCGCAUCCCCAUCUCAACAUGUGGUCACCCCGACACCAACACCCUCCUUGUCUGACAGCCCUCAACCUGCUCAAGUUUCUCCCCUCACCCUCGGGCAACAGAUCCAGUCUCCUCACCAGCACCAGCAGUCUCGGCCUCCGUCGCAACCCCAGCCUCAGUCUCAAGCGCAGACUCCCUCUCGCUCCUGCACACCUUCCUCUUUACCGCCUCUCUUCAUCAUACACAAUCAGAUCGGAGGUUCUCCACAACCACCACAGCCCGCUCCUCCACAUCAGCAACAGCAGCCUCAGCAAAUACAAGUGCAGCUCCAGCCUCAAGGUCUUCCUCAGACUCUGCCUCAGCCUACCACCCUGCAGCCAGACAUACCUCCUUCCUCCUGCUCCCCGAAGCCUCCACAGCCACUUCCCACGCAAUUCCAGUUCCAGCCUGCUGCGAGCUCGUCUCCAGCUCCAGUGGUGAAACAGCAGGUGACUGUGGUGCCGGGGCUGACUGCAGAACAGCAGCAUCACCUACAGCUGAUCAGUGCGCAGCUGCAGACCAUGUCAUCCAUCACACAGCCCUCUCCUCAACAAAAGCAGCUUUUGGAAAAACUUCACCAGGUCCAGCAAAACAUUCUUCUCCAGGCUAAGCAGCAAGCUCAGGCACAAGUCCAGGCCUCUCAGCAACAGGCUACAAACCAGUUCAGCAAAAUGCCAGAUCCACCUUCAGCCCAAGUUGCAACUUCAGCAGCAAGUAGCACCAUCCAAGCACCAGUCCAGUCCCUUCUGCAGCAGAAGUCUGUGCUUGUCAAGUCCUCUACUACAGGUGCAAAUGACACUCCAUUAUUUUCUGCUGGGGCAACAGUGAACCAGGGAGCCACGACUCCAAAUCUCGCACAGGCUGUUCAGGCAAAGCCAGGAGUCAUAAGUUCAGUUGGUGGGCUAACUCUGGGUAAAGCUGGUUUGCAGAUUCAGGUUUUAGGUGCUGGACUCUCUCAAAUGCCUGCACCUCUACAACCCGCUCCUCAAACACAGACGUCAUUAAAAAGGCCCUUUAGUAUGGAACCAAGCAAAGAGGCUAGGAUGCUAGAACAGCUGCGAAAACAGCAAGGCUCAGUUCUCCAUCCUGACUACAGCUCUCCUUUCCACUCGUUUGAGGACACACUUCAUCGACUGCUGCCGUACCACCUGUAUCAAGGCAUGGCUUCGUCCACGGGAGACUACCGCAAAGUGGAUGAUGAAUUUGAGAAUGUCUCAAGCCAACUCUUGAAGCGCACACAAGCAAUGCUGGAUAAAUAUCGUCACUUGCUUUUUGAGGAAUCAAAGCAGAGGCUGGGUCCCUCUGCAGAGAUGGUUAUGAUUGACCGGAUGUUCAUUCAAGAGGAGAAGGUUGCUCUGAGUCAGGACAGGGUUCUGGCCAAGGAGAAACCAGAAGAGUUUGUGGCCAAUUCGUGUUUGCUGGACAGCAGUGCAGUGAGGCCUGUAAAGGUGGAGCUGAGUUCUGUAAGAGUCACUUCAUCAGCAGCAGUCGCAGGUCCACCUGCACCAGCCACACUCGCUCUUGCUCCAGCCGCAGCAGUUGCCCCUGCUUCAACCGCAAUCGCUGCACCUACUCCGGCUGCCGCCCCCACUCCCGUUUCUGCCCCGGCGCCCUUCCCUCCUACCAAGCUGGUGAUCAAGCAAGGUGGAGGGGGAGCAUCAGUAUCCUGGUCCACCAGUUCAACCCCUACACCUGCUCCUGUAGUCCGGUCGUCUGUGGAGCCGGUCACACCGAGCGCCUCCUUCAGCCGCACUCCGUCCUCCCGCCCUGCUGCUGAUGACGACGAUGACGUCGCGCUUCCCCAGCGGACCAGCAAACCGCCCAUGAAGACCUACGAGGCGCGCCGGCGAAUAGGUUUGAAGCUGAAGAUCAAACAGGAGGCGGGGCUUAGUAAGGUGGUUCACAACACUGCCUUAGACCCGGUCCACUCCCAGUCCCAACUCACGCCACAACCACAACUACCGACCCCUGAGCAGCCACAGAAAGUCAAACCACAUGUAACCCCGCCCACCACUGUCAUUAGAACUCCACCCCCAACUUCUAACCCCACCCCCUCUUCCGCGGUCACUACAGUAACAACACACACAGGUUCUGCCUCCAGUAGUGGGGCUAAGCCCUCAUUUUCCUCCUCCUGGUCCUCAUCGUCCCCUUCCACGUCUUCGGCGCAGAUGAAUGGCACUCUCGAACACCACGAGGUAGGUGGGGUCAAGCGGAUCCCAGCGUCCACACCAACUCCUUCACUAACCACUUGCCGGCUCCCGCUACGAAAGACGUACCGUGAAAACAUCAGUCCACGUCACAGGCCGGGAGUACCGGGAGGAGGUGGCGAUACGUUGCCCGUUCUGCCGGCAGGACCCCCUCUUACCUCUUCCCCGCAGCCACAAGGCUCUUCCCCUCAACCUGAACGGACUGUGAUAGCCAGCGUGAAACUAGAAAGGCAGGGUGGACACGGGCGGUCUCACUCCCACGCAGAGUCGCAGAGCCUCACAGCGGUGGAGGACGUCCUGUACCGUGGCAUCAAAAACGCGUACCAACACCACCGAGAGUUCUCGGACAAAGAGGACGAGGACGAGGCGGAGGAAGGCGGCGGUCUGGGGCGGUUGAAGGCCAUAGGGAGCAAAUACCGAGAGGGAGGAAGGGGUACCUUCAGGAUGGAUCAACAUGCCCCUGGCCCGCCUUCUCCCGGAGAGUCUUCCUGCACAAGAGACUCCUCACUUCCUGCCAAACGCUGCAAGUCAGACUCUCCGGACAUGGACAAUGCAAGCUUCUCCAGCGGCAGCCCGCCACCCGACGACUCGUUGAAUGAGCACCUGCAGUGUGCCAUAGACAGUAUACUGAACCUCCAACAGGGCCCUCCUGGACACGGAGGCUCAGGGAGAGGGGCUUUAGGGAGGGUUCACGGGGCAAACCUGCCGAACCAGCACCAAACCCAUCCUUCCUACAGACAGUCCAUACCUCCCCUCUCCACACCUCCGUCAUCCACCCCCAUGUCCCAGCAUCCACAGGUAGGGGGCAGAGGACAGAAUGGAAAUUUGGUUUCACAGACGCACAGUAGAUAACAGCCCCUUUAGCUGAAGUUGACUGAAAGACUGAAAAGCAGGAUGUCAACGGAUGGGGGGGAAGCGAACGGAGACACUUUUCCCAUGUUCAGCUGUGUUUGCUUUGUUUGUCUGUGGUUUGUGCUGAUGAAAUGUGUUCUUUUGGUUUACAUAUGGCCCUUUAAGUGUACAUUCUAAAGUAUAAAAAGUGCACUUUGAUAUGAUUUUCAAAAUUUUGUCCCUCUUUGUUUUUUCCUGGGACGGUUCCCCAAUUUGUGAGAGACAAAAAUAUAUCACCAUUCAUUUAAUAAAUAAUGUUUGUAAUUACUGUGACGUAUGCAGAUUGCAGGAACUUUAAGUGAUAUCAUGAAAAUUGUCAUAUCGAAUAGUAGUUCAUUUGUUAUUUUUUGAGAGACCAAUGAAUCACUUCUCCCUUUGUUAGAAUGCCCCCCCCCUCCCCCCACCAUGUAAUUAUAUUUUUAGGAACUGGUGAUCACUGCAUCGAAGCUGAUUAAUAGUGCUCAGUCUCCCCAAAGACUUGAAUUCAGUUAUUGGUUGUCUAACUACAUUAAUUAACAAUGAAGCAUUCACAAACCGAGAAGUCACCAGAACUGUAAAGCAUUCCAGCAUCAAGAGCACAUUUACAAAUCAAACAUACAAUAACAGCACAGCAAAUUUGGGUGAUCCUUCGGGGAAAAAAAAUUAUUUUGGGGAGAAUAUUAUUACAAGCUUGACAAACAAGUAAUUUUUGUAAGUGCAGACACAAAGCCUCCCUCAUUCAUGUUUUUAUUUUUAUUUCUCUUCGUAGGCAUAUGUAUGUUCAGACACUCGUACACAUUUAAGAUAGACUCACUGAAAGAUCUUUGAACCGUUCAGAAGCAAACACAGCGAAAGCAGUGACGUGGAAAAAAAGAACAAUAAUAAUGUAAAGAGAAAAAAGAAAAUAGAAGAACUGUAAGAAUUUGAAGUAUAGUACUACAGAUUAAUUUUGUAUUGUAUUUAUUGUGUAUAAUGACACUUUUUAAAAAAACUGUACAUUUAGUAAAACUGUAAAUUAAACCUUGCUUCUUUUAUGAAACAAUCA